Molecule: messenger RNA, 1816 nt
Organism: Balaenoptera acutorostrata (minke whale)
Lineage: Eukaryota; Metazoa; Chordata; Mammalia; Artiodactyla; Balaenopteridae
Gene: GPD1
Product: glycerol-3-phosphate dehydrogenase 1
Exons: 8
Coding region: 213-1262 (349 amino acids)
Biological process (GO): glycerol-3-phosphate catabolic process; carbohydrate metabolic process
Cellular component (GO): glycerol-3-phosphate dehydrogenase (FAD) complex; cytosol
Molecular function (GO): protein homodimerization activity; NAD binding; glycerol-3-phosphate dehydrogenase [NAD(P)+] activity
Source: RefSeq, a predicted model, not a curated record
GUCUCGGCCCCAUUCCUGUUCCCCACCUGUCUCUACCCUUUUCUUCCCUUUCCCUGGCCCUGCCAGACUCUGUCUCCCUGGGUGCCCGCCUCCCCUCCCCUGGAGGGCGGGGCUUGGCUGCACCCACGUGUGUUGGAGUUAUAUGCUCCCAGCCGGCAGAGGAGCUGGGGAGAGUGGCACCCAGCUGGUGGCUCAGGCAGCGAAGCGGCACCAUGGCCGGCAAGAAAGUCUGCAUUGUAGGCUCUGGUAACUGGGGCUCAGCCAUCGCCAAGAUUGUGGGUGGCAAUGCAGCCCAGCUGGCACGCUUUGACCCACGGGUGAUCAUGUGGGUGUUUGAGGAAGACGUCGGGGGCAGAAAGCUGACAGAGGUCAUCAACACACAGCAUGAGAAUGUCAAAUACCUGCCAGGGCACAAGUUGCCCCCCAAUGUGGUGGCUGUCCCAGAUGUGGUCCAGGCUGCAGUGGAUGCUGACAUCCUGAUCUUCGUGGUACCCCAUCAGUUCAUUGGCAAGAUCUGUGAUCAGCUCAAGGGCCACCUGAAGGCAGACGCCAUUGGCAUAUCUCUCAUUAAGGGGGUAGACGAGGGCCCCAACGGGCUGAAGCUCAUCUCUGAAGUGAUUGGGGAGCGCCUUGGCAUCCCCAUGAGCGUGCUGAUGGGGGCCAACAUUGCCAGCGAGGUGGCUGAUGAGAAGUUCUGUGAGACAACCAUUGGCUGCAAGGACCUGGCCCAGGGACAGCUUCUGAAAGAGCUGAUGCAGACACCCAAUUUCCGCAUCACGGUGGUGCCAGAGGUGGACACAGUAGAGAUCUGUGGGGCCUUAAAGAAUAUAGUGGCCGUGGGGGCUGGCUUCUGUGAUGGGCUGGGCUUUGGCGACAACACCAAGGCGGCCGUGAUCCGACUGGGGCUCAUGGAGAUGAUCGCCUUCACCAAGCUCUUCUGCAGUGGCCCUGUGUCCUCUGCCACCUUCUUGGAGAGCUGUGGUGUUGCUGAUCUCAUCACUACCUGCUACGGAGGGCGGAACCGCAAGGUGGCCGAGGCCUUCGCCCGCACUGGAAAGUCCAUUGAGCAGCUGGAGAAAGAGAUGCUGAAUGGGCAGAAGCUGCAGGGGCCCCAGACAGCCCGGGAGCUACACAGCAUCCUCCAGAACAAGGGCCUGCUGGACAAGUUCCCUCUGUUCAUGGCUGUGUACAAGGUAUGCUACGAGAACCACCCAGUAGGUGAAUUCAUCCGCUGCCUGCAGAAUCAUCCAGAACAUAUGUGAGCAGGGCUGGGGCCCAGGCCAGGCAGCCUCUUUACCCCAACGGAGACAGGCAGAAGCUUGGGGUGCCUGGCCACCACGAUCUCUGGGACUCCCCACACAGCAGCGUCUUCUCAGCUUUUCACUGGAGGACAGGUGCCUGUGGGCCCGGCCACCUGCCUGGACAUCCUGAAGCACAAGCAGCCCGCAGCCUCCUGCCACCACGUCGCACCAGAAAUGCAGUUGCCUAGUCCUUCUCCAUAUGUGGGGCUUUCUCCCUGUCCUCCUCCCAGAGGAGGGGUAGAAUCAGCCCCAGUGCUGCCUGCUUUGGGUAUGUGGGGGGAGGAGGGGAGGGGAGGGAGGCAAGGCAAGGGCUGCUUACUGCUGCCUCACACAGACCAGGACUCCUGUCCCCAAGCCCAGUUAAUGGCUAAAGAAGUACCUCAGCUGCAAGAGGGAUGAGGCAAGGGCUGCAGGGAGGGGUCUGGGCUUUUGGGCUGACAUAGACCUCUGCCAGGCCCCACAUGGCAUCAAUGGAUCUCAGUGUUUGUUCGCAAAAUACAAAGAUCUCAAACAAC